Paraglomus occultum is the source of this 1533-nucleotide messenger RNA. The record is from the annotation of a GenBank genome assembly. Lineage: Eukaryota; Fungi; Glomeromycota; Glomeromycetes; Paraglomerales; Paraglomeraceae.
AUGGAGGCAAUAUACAAUCCUGAUGUUUCCAGGCAAAUAAUUUUUUUCUGUAAACUCGGAACGACUGCCCAAACUCAAGACCAAACUCUUCAGAUUAUGAAUUCCACACUCUCAAGUGUUUUACCAAAACCUCGACAUACUCAGCUGAGCUCUGAACAGCACAAUGAGUAUGAACGCGGUUUCGACGAAUUGACUGCAACGAAACGCACAAAAGGUCCUCCACCAUAUGGCCAUCGAGCCGAUUGGAAGCCAAGAAAUGUCGAAGAUUUUGGUGAUGGUGGUGCUUUUCCAGAGAUCCACAUGGCACAAUACCCUCUCGACAUGGGUCGAAAGAAGACAGGCACAAGCGGAGGAUCUCUUACUUUACAGGUGGAUGCAGAAGGCAGCAUUCGUUAUGAUGCUAUUGCUCGAAAAAUAAAAGCAGCACAACCUAAAAAUGUCAAAACAAACAAACCUGCUACCGAACCGACUUAUAUAAGAUAUACGCCCGCACAACAAGGGGAAUCAUUUAAUUCUGGCGCCAGUCAACGUAUUAUAAGAAUGGUAGAAAUGCCAACAGAUCCUAUGGAACCGCCAAAGUUUAAACACAAGAAAGUGCCUCGCGGGCCUCCUUCACCUCCGGCACCCGUUCUACAUUCACCACCGCGUAAAACUUCUGCAAAGGAGCAACAAGAAUGGGUCAUUCCUCCUUGCAUAUCGAAUUGGAAAAAUGCCAAAGGUUAUACAAUUCCACUUGAUAAACGUUUAGCAGCAGACGGACGCGGAUUGCAAGAGGUUACAAUAAACGAUAAUUUUGCAAAAUUGUCUGAAGCGCUCUUCGCUGCCGACAGACAUGCUCGUGAAGAAGUACGUCAGCGCAGUUUAAUGAGAGAAAAACUUGCACAAAAAGAAAAGGAAGAGAAAGAGAAACGAUUACGCAUGUUGGCACAGAAGGCUCGCGAUGAAAGGGCAGGGCUAUCAACGUCUGCUGCCGCACAAUCUUCUGAAGCUGGAGAACGGUCAGAGACUGACGAGGAAUCUGACGAAGAAAAGAUCAAGCAUCGAGACGAAAUACGACAGGAUCGACGGAGAGAAAGAGAGAGAGAAUACAGAUUGUCUCGUAUGGGCGCAGAACAGAAAGCGAAAUAUCUAGCCCGUGAGGAAGGCCGUGAUAUUUCAGAAAAAGUCGCGCUAGGGCUUGCCAAGCCCACAAUCAGCAAAGACAGUCUACUUGAUCCACGAUUGUUUAGUCAGUCUGGUGGUCUCUCAUCUGGUUUCAAGGAUGAUGAAGCAUAUGAUCUCUAUGACAAACCAUUGUUUGCGGGAUCUAGCGCUAACAUGAUAUAUAAUCCAAAGAAAAGCUAUGAUCCAGAUCUUUUUGAGGGUGAUGAAAAUAUCAAACAACUCUUGGCCAAAACUGGGCAAUCCGCAGAAGCCGGUCAGAUUCGAACUGGUCCUAUUGAGUUUGAGAGAGAGGAAGCAGAUCCAUUUGAUAUCAACCGUUUCUUGGAUGCUGCGAAAAAGGGUGUGAAACGUGGACUAGAAGCUGUGUAA